AGAGGGAGAAACCCGCAGCGGCGCGCGAGAGCGCCGCUGUAGCUCUCGCGAUAUUUCCGAGCCAAACUCGUACGCGGUGUCUGUGAGCUUCAAGCCGGGGCUGGGAGGGCGAGCCGGUGCGGGUGGUAGACGCCCUUUUUCCUGCAGUCGGAAGCCAGCGAGGGAGGGUGGCACCCACUCCCCCAAUCCAGUGUCUUGAUGCCCAGCGCCAACGCCAGCCGCAAGGGUCAGGAGAAGCCGCGGGAGAUCGUGGACGCGGCGGAAGAUUAUGCCAAAGAGAGAUAUGGGAUAUCCUCUAUGAUACAAUCACAAGAAAAACCAGAUAGAGUUUUGGUUCGAGUUAAAGACCUGACAGUAGAAAAGGCUGAUGAUGUUGUUUGGGUCCGUGCACGAGUUCAUACAAGUAGAGCAAAAGGGAAGCAGUGCUUCUUAGUCCUGAGGCAGCAGCAGUUUAAUGUCCAGGCUCUUGUGGCUGUGGGAGACCAUGCGAGCAAGCAGAUGGUUAAAUUUGCUGCCAACAUCAACAAAGAAAGUAUUAUUGAUGUGGAAGGCAUUGUGAGAAAAGUAAAUCAGAAAAUUGGAAGCUGUACACAACAAGACGUUGAGUUACAUGUCCAGAAGAUUUAUGUGAUCAGUUUGGCUGAACCUCGCCUGCCGUUGCAGCUGGAUGAUGCUGUUCGGCCUGAAGUGGAAGGUGAAGAGGAAGGAAGAGCUACUGUUAACCAGGAUACAAGAUUAGACAACAGAGUCAUUGAUCUUAGGACAUCAACUAGUCAGGCUGUCUUCCGUCUCCAGUCCGGCAUCUGCCAUCUCUUCCGGGAAACAUUAAUUAACAAAGGUUUUGUGGAAAUCCAAACUCCUAAAAUUAUUUCAGCUGCCAGUGAAGGAGGAGCCAAUGUUUUUACUGUGUCUUAUUUUAAAAAUAAUGCCUACCUUGCUCAGUCCCCACAGCUGUAUAAGCAGAUGUGCAUCUGUGCUGAUUUUGAGAAGGUUUUCUGCAUUGGACCAGUUUUUAGAGCCGAAGACUCCAAUACCCAUAGACAUCUGACUGAAUUUGUUGGUUUGGAUAUUGAAAUGGCUUUUAAUUAUCAUUACCAUGAAGUUGUAGAAGAAAUUGCUGAUACCUUGGUGCAAAUAUUCAAAGGACUUCAAGAAAGGUUUCAGACUGAAAUUCAAACUGUGAAUAAACAGUUCCCAUGUGAGCCCUUCAAAUUUUUGGAGCCAACUCUAAGACUGGAGUAUUGUGAAGCUUUGGCUAUGCUUCGAGAAGCAGGAGUUGAAAUGGGCGAUGAGGAAGAUCUAAGUACACCAAAUGAAAAGCUGUUGGGUCGUUUGGUGAAGGAAAAGUAUGAUACAGACUUUUAUGUUCUUGAUAAAUAUCCAUUGGCUGUAAGACCUUUCUAUACCAUGCCUGACCCAAGAAAUCCUAAACACUCCAACUCUUAUGAUAUGUUCAUGAGAGGAGAAGAAAUACUGUCUGGAGCACAAAGAAUACAUGAUCCUCAGUUGCUAACAGAGAGAGCUUUGCACCAUGGAAUUGAUUUGGAGAAAAUCAAAGCUUACAUUGAUUCCUUCAGAUUUGGAGCCCCUCCUCAUGCUGGUGGAGGCAUUGGGUUGGAAAGAGUGACGAUGCUGUUCUUAGGAUUGCAUAAUGUACGUCAGACAUCGAUGUUCCCUCGUGACCCCAAACGACUCACACCUUAAACCACACUUUUUAUUCUCUCUAGUAAUCUGCUAUUGAUCAGGUUACACGUGAGGUAGUUAAGAUAUGCAGUAAAAUAACUGUCUUACUAAAGUGCCACGAUUCUUUUUUAAAUAGUUCAGUACAAAUUAAUUUAAGAAAAAACAUUUUGAACUUCAGAUAUGUUUCAGUAGGACAUGCUUGAACAUUUUAAUAGAAAUUUCUAUGGUGAAAAUUCAGUUUAUCACUAUAGGAAAAGUUAAGGAGACUUUUAAGCAGUUUAAGAUUGUAUAAUUUUUUUUUCUAUGUUAUGAUAUCCUCAAUACUAAUGUCCUAAAUUUUCAGUAUUUGGACUUUUAACUCUUGACAUUGAGAAAAGGAAAUUGGGGAAAUAACCAAGAUUUUAACAUAUAUAAGAUUGAUAUGUCGGGGGCUGGAGAGAUGGCUCAGAGGUUAAGAGCAUUGCCUGCUCUUCCAAGGGUCCUGAGUUCAAUUCCCAGCAACCACAUGGUGGCUCACAACCAUCUGAACUGAUAUCUGAUGCCCUCUUCUGGCCUGCAGACAGACACACAGACAAAAUAUUGUAUACAUAAUAAAUAAAUAAAUAUUAAAAAAAAAGAUCGAUAUGUCACAGAAAAAUCAGAGUAUGAGUUAAAAGUUAUCUGCAGCAAUCAUGUGAGGCAAGUGAGAAUGCUAGCUAGAAACAGUAACAACUUCAUUUCUGAUGUUGGAAUUCAAUAAAACCUUAAAGCUAAUGAUAA
Molecule: messenger RNA, 2442 nt
Organism: Myodes glareolus (Bank vole)
Lineage: Eukaryota; Metazoa; Chordata; Mammalia; Rodentia; Cricetidae
Gene: Dars1
Product: aspartyl-tRNA synthetase 1
Biological process (GO): aspartyl-tRNA aminoacylation
Cellular component (GO): cytosol; cytoplasm; aminoacyl-tRNA synthetase multienzyme complex
Molecular function (GO): ATP binding; aspartate-tRNA ligase activity; RNA binding
Source: RefSeq, a predicted model, not a curated record